Molecule: messenger RNA, 662 nt
Organism: Brassica oleracea var. oleracea
Lineage: Eukaryota; Viridiplantae; Streptophyta; Magnoliopsida; Brassicales; Brassicaceae
Product: reticulon-like protein B15
Exons: 6
Coding region: 84-662 (192 amino acids)
Source: RefSeq, a predicted model, not a curated record
UGCAUAUUUUAGUUUAAAAUGGAAAGAAAUCAACUGAGAAAGGUCUCCUUAAUAUCAAAGAUUCAAAGUCACAACAAAAAGCAAUGUCUCUCGUUAAUCAAAUAGUUGGCGAAGGAGCAGUGGCGGAUUUAUGUGUGUGGAAAAACAAGAUAAAAUCAGGAAUCACACUUGUGAUGGCCACACUUAUUUGGUUCCUGCUGGAGAUCAUGGAGACUCGAUUUGUACCCUUUCUAUGUUCAAUCUUAUUACUCUUGAUGCUUCUUUUGUUCCUCUGGGUCAAGUUUGGACAACUAUUUUUCAUUAGGAGACCUCUCACUCCCCAAGAAAUCAGACAAGAAGAUUCCCCCGUUAGAGCCUUAUUUUCAAAGAUCGAAAGUCUUCUCUUGAUGCUUUACGAGAUCGCAUACGGGGAAGACAUCAAAACCUUUCUCUCGGCCAUCCUUUAUGUGGCCAUCGUAGACACUGUUGGGAGCUACCUCAACCUCCUUACAAUUUUGUAUAUAUGCUUGGUCUGCGCAAUGACGAUUCCAGUUUUGUACCUGAAAUUUCAAGAGGUUAUUGACAAUUUCAUUAGGGAGGUAUCAGAAGAGAAGAACAAGUUACUUGAAGUACUCAAAUCUAAUGUUCUCAAUAAAAUUCCCAGGGCCACCAAGGAGGAAUAG